Molecule: messenger RNA, 627 nt
Organism: Metarhizium brunneum ARSEF 3297
Lineage: Eukaryota; Fungi; Ascomycota; Sordariomycetes; Hypocreales; Clavicipitaceae
Source: RefSeq, a predicted model, not a curated record
AUGUUGCAAGUCCCACAGAGCAACCCGGAAAGUGCGGUCUGCCGGCCAAUGGGAGCUAAAAAUAUUCCAAACUUCCGUGGCCUUGCGUACGCAACCCCUCUGGGUUUCACACAUUCAGAUCCGCCGCUGCCGCCAGUGCUACCGCCCCGAGCCCAGAAUAUUCGGCACUCACGCAAGGUUCAGUCAGUUUGGUGGGUGCCAGACAACCGCAAUCCCAGGCUCGCACAGGGAACAUGUGCAGGUGGUGUGAACCCACCAAUCGGCGUCGUAUCAUCAGCUGCCCAGCAACGGGCGACAAUCCCAUCCGCGACUUAUGAGCAUGAAAAAGGCCUAGCAGCCCAACACCCUCGACAGCCGUAUCAACAGCCAGGAAAACCGGAUUCAGACUUGGCGAGUGGACGGAGACAGCAGGAGAUUAAAGCAAUUGACAAUUCCCAGCGCUUGGCUUAUGACAUCCCGCGACUUGAGGUCGAGCCAGAGCGCACUCCAGCCGAACAGAGUGUCGAACUUGCGAGAUCCCAAACGCAGCCUACUAUGCCUCAGACAAAACUGAAGAACUUCUUUAUGAAAUUCGGUUUGCUUACUCUCCUUUCGCGAGGGAGAUGGUCCAAGUGCAAGAACAGCUAA